Ilyonectria robusta is the source of this 495-nucleotide messenger RNA. RefSeq lists its product as uncharacterized. Bases 1 to 495 code for a protein of 164 amino acids. Lineage: Eukaryota; Fungi; Ascomycota; Sordariomycetes; Hypocreales; Nectriaceae. The record is from RefSeq and is a predicted model, not a curated record. The transcript has 2 exons.
AUGCCGUAUGUUGUUCAAGCCGAGCAAAUGAGCUGGACAGCUCCGAAAUCGAUGCUGGUGGAUAUGACUUCGCCGCUGACUCUAACAACGACGAAUUUGCAGGAGUUGACUCUCAAUGAUAACGAUCUGCCGCAAGUAGACUUGAUUGACAAACGAAUUAAGCUUGUUGAGAAGAUCAGGAAGAGAACGGAAAUUGCAAAAGAAUAUCUGCAAUCAUCUUUCGUCACAGAACUGACAGAAUCACUCCGGAUCGCAGGAGUCAUUGUGUACCACAAGGAAUUUAUAAAAGCGUUUGAGGAAGACGGCUAUAUCGCGAAAGAUGGCGAUGAGGGUCUUUCGAUGGACGUGCUUCUUUGCCAGAUAUACCUCAGGGAACUAGAUGGAUGGCUUGAGGGACGAGUGGCAGAUCUGGAGCAUGAUGAGGAUCCUAAGAAUAUUAUCGCCACGACGGGGGGGCGGAGACGAAGGCGCAGGCUCGACAUGCUAUUUCCAUGA